Molecule: messenger RNA, 483 nt
Organism: Propithecus coquereli (Coquerel's sifaka)
Lineage: Eukaryota; Metazoa; Chordata; Mammalia; Primates; Indriidae
Product: C-C motif chemokine 3-like
Exons: 3
Coding region: 112-396 (94 amino acids)
Biological process (GO): neutrophil chemotaxis; monocyte chemotaxis; lymphocyte chemotaxis
Cellular component (GO): extracellular region
Molecular function (GO): chemokine activity; CCR chemokine receptor binding
Source: RefSeq, a predicted model, not a curated record
GAGAAGGGGAGAUGGCUUCAGACUCCAGAAGGACACAGGCAGCAACGAGUGCCCAGUCUGCUCUUGACUUUGCUGACACUCGAGCCCGCAUCCCAUCAUCUGCUCAGAAUCAUGAAGGUCUCCAUGGCUGCUGCUGCUGCCAUCCUCCUCUGCACCAUGGCUCUCUUCAACCAGGUCUUCUCUGUACCAUUUGGUGCUGACACCCCGACUGCCUGCUGCUUCUCCUACACCUCCCGGCAGAUUCCACGCAAAUUGGUAGUUGACUAUUUUGAGACCAGCAGCCAGUGCUCCAAGCCAGGUGUCAUCUUCCUAACCAGGAGAGACCGACAGACCUGUGCCGACCCCAGUGAGGCCUGGGUCCAGGAAUACAUCACUGACCUGGAGCUGAAUGCCUGAGUGACCUCAGUGGGCCCGGUGGGGAGCAGGGGCCCGAGCCUCGGACACAUCCCUGUAACCUCCACAGCUACCUCUCCUAUGGGCUGG